GGACUUCAGAGAAAAACACACAUGAGAAAAGAAGUUGAAGGCAGCUCCUGCACUCUCACACUUCGCCUCAUCGCCCGCACGGCCGCUUCUGCCGCACACGGCCACUGCACCACCUUAGCUGCUACAUGCUCUUCGGUCAGACUCUAUUGCUUUCCUUUGGUCUGUUUUCUGGUUUUUUAAAAGAAUUGCUCCGCAGAGCGACUAUGAAAGUUCCCUGGACUUAAUUUCUCUCUGAUUGCUGAGCUCGAGCUGCUUUUGGACACUGUCAUCGCUGAGGAAUCGGCUAUUUUCUACGGCGUACGCCAACCCCGGCACCUCUAGCAGGCCCGAUGGGAUCGGAUGUGCGAGAUCUCAAUGCUCUGCUGCCAGCGGUGCCCACCCUCCCGGGGGGCAACGGGAGCUGCGCCCUGCCCGUGAGCAGCGCCCCACAGUGGGCUCCCGUCUUAGACUUCCACGCCGGGUCUCCCUACAGCUCACUCUCCUCCCACUCCUUCAUCAAGCAGGAGCCAGGCUGGAACACGGCCGAGCCACACGAGGAACCGCACUGCGGCCUCAGUGCCUUCACCGUGCACUUCUCUGGUCAGUUCACCGGGACGGGAGCCUGCCGGUACGGAGCGUUUGGCGCCCCUCCACCGGGGCAGCCCACGGCCAGCCAGCCCAGGAUGUUUGCCAAUGGAGCAUACCUGCCCAACUGCAUGGAGAGCCAGCCGCCACCGAGGAACCAGGGUUACAGUGCCAUGCCGUUUGACAGUGCAGCCAGCUACGGUCACACACCGUCCCAUCAUGCCUCCCAGUUCCCCAACCACUCCUCCCAGUUCCCCAACCACUCUUUUAAACACGAGGACCCCAUUGCGCAGCAGACCAACAUGGGUGAGCAGCAGUAUCCCGUCCCACCCCCCGUCUACGGAUGCCACAACCCAUCGGAGAGCUGCGCCGGGAGCCAAGCGCUGCUCCUGAGGAAUCCAUACAACAGUAAUUGUACAUAUAACACGUCUGCUGCUCUCACAUGCCGUAACUACUCGAUUAACACAUCCACUGUGCUCACACCCCGUAACUGUCCAUUUAUACAUGGAAUGCCACAUCAUCACACCACAUGUUCAUGUGAGGUGGCUCCACCUGCUCACAAGUGCCCCCUUCAGCAGGACGUGCGGCGGGUGCCCGGUAUCACGCCUUCCAUUGUGAGAUCAUCGGAGACCAAUGAGAAGAGACCAUUCAUGUGUUCCUACCCUGGCUGCAACAAGAGAUACUUCAAGCUGUCCCACUUGCAGAUGCACAGCAGGAAACACACGGGUGAGAAGCCGUAUCAGUGCGACUUCACCGACUGCGGCCGACGCUUCUCCCGAUCCGACCAGCUGAAGAGGCACCAGCGGAGGCACACGGGAGUUAAACCCUUCCAGUGCGAGACGUGUCAGAGAAAGUUCUCGCGGUCUGACCACCUUAAGACCCACACCCGGACUCAUACAGGUAAAACAAGUGAGAAACCUUUCAACUGCCGGUGGCCCAACUGCCAGAAGAAAUUUGCGCGCUCGGAUGAGCUGGUACGGCAUCACAACAUGCACCAGAGGAACCUGAGCAAACUGCAGCUGGCACUGUGAGGAGGGGGACCCACCCAGCACCCGCGGCUUGCCGGUGAAUGGGGGGGGGGGUGGCUUUGUGUAUGGUGCAGCGGUGCUCAGACCUGACCGGGACCCAGGAUGCCGGGCGGCUGUCCCCACUGGCACCAAAGUGCCCUGUUUCCUGUGCAUCCUUGCAGUGACAAAGCUUUGCAUUUUGUUUACUUACUGUUACUAUGGAAAUGCAACCUGCGAGCCCUUUUAUAUAGCUGUACGUGUGAGAAGUCUAAUACUAACUUAUUUAAUUUUCUAAAUUAAAAAUUCUGCAAAAACAGUUCGCAAGGAGAACUUCUCUUAUCCUUGGGUCUCGACAUUACUUCGGGGCCAGAAUGAUUGCGUUUCCACAUGACAAUAAUCGAUGAUGAUGACUCUAAUACCCAGCACCCUAACUUACCCCGCUGAAAUAUGUCUGUGAUGCAAUUUGGGGAGAGCCUCUUUCUUUGAUAAGUAAUUGUAUCAAAAGUCGACAACAUUCUCUAAACGUGAAGUUUGUAAAAUAUGUGAAAGUCACACUGGAUAUGUGACUUAUAUUGUCGUGCGAAUUGUCAUUUUAUGAAGUGCUGGUCCACGGAUACCGUUUGACAAACUCCCCAUACAAAAAUAUAAUUUAAAUCUUAAAUUUAUGGAGCUGAGCUAUAAAGAAUACAUUGAUAGUGUGAGAAAGAGGUAUUUCGGUUUUUAACGUGUAUUUUACAUAGGUCACUCAAAAUUAUUGUCUAUAUGUCUGAUAACACCAAUUAUUAAAACGCUUUUAAUUUUAGAAGGUGUAUUAAAUGUAGAGCACAUCAAACUGUUUGUCGUUGCCCAUAAAUGUAUCCAUGUCACGGUUUUAAAUCUGUAAGCUGCGUUUGUUAUUUUUUUCACCAAGCUUUGAAUUAAAGGCCACUUUAAGGGAGCACUUUUGCGGGCAGCUGUGUGGGCUCCCUGCCGGUGUUGGAUUUCCGCCUCUGCGAGUCACUGACCAGCAAGUAACCUGGCCAGGUCUUGACCGCACUCAAUUCACCUGUCAGGAACAGGCAGGGGAGAGGGGGGUCACCUCAGUUAGAUUUCCUCAUAAAUAAAAUGUCUUACACUG
Molecule: messenger RNA, 2688 nt
Organism: Paramormyrops kingsleyae
Lineage: Eukaryota; Metazoa; Chordata; Actinopteri; Osteoglossiformes; Mormyridae
Source: RefSeq, a predicted model, not a curated record